GUGGGAGGAGUUAUUAAAUGAAAUUUCAGUCAAAUAUAUGGCAGCUGGUUUCCAAGGACUAACCCUAACUAACCGGAAAUCAAAGUGUUGCCUUUGGAUGACGUCACCGACGCAGCCUGGACUAAUCUCUAACGGCGUUUGGGUCUCCAUCAGGACUUUGGAAUGACAAUAAAAGCCUGCUUAUCUCCCCCAGCAGGUGUGUGGCAGCCCGGUACCGGUACUGCCUGCCGGGCCUGAGAUUAGAACCCUAAAUUAGCGCUCACCUUGUUCAAUUAUCACUUUUAUUGUUUAAUUGGUGCUCUUCCUAUUGAAUUAGCACUCUUAUUGUUGACGGAAAUGAAAAGGCGAACCCGUGACGUCAUCUUUUCAGCGAUGAUGGCACGUGGUCAUCUUGGAAGCUUCUAGACCAGGAGGUCGAAGCUCGGCUAGCUAGACGCUACGAGCGGGCUAGCUUUGUUGUGCUGCUGGCAUGCCUGUUACCGUGGCGACCAGCGGUGACGUAACUCCACCUGCCUGCCCCUGCUGGUGUAAAUUAUGGGAUGGAAAGGGGACACCUGUUCCAGUUAGGUUCCAGCGUGAGGGUGUAGUGUAGCGGCGUGGCCACAGGGGGCGCCCCUUGCUAACGUGAGUGCAUUUUGGGUAACUGCUUUGCCGUCUUUGUUAUCUGCUCUCCAUGUUUGUUGUGGAUGUUUCCGUGUGUAAAGUUCACCAUCUUUGAUGUUAAUCAUUAACCGGGACAUUAAAGCCACCUUUUGCUUCCUGGGACGGAGUAGCACCAUCGCUAACUUUUGCUAAGCUUCUUUAAAUCAGCACUGGCCCCGCCUCCGGCCCCGCCUCCGGCCCCUCCCCUGCGGCUUGUAAUUAGGAGAUUAAGCGGUAAAUCCUGGAGGUCCUCCAUGAAGGAGGAUUUCUCUCAGUUUCACCUGACCACGUUCACACGCUCCAUGUGACCUUUGGUGACCCCACCCACCGCCAACAUCAGCUGAGCGCCUGAAGCCUCGCCGGGCCAGAAGCUCGUCAAGAAGAAGAAGAAGAAGAAGAUGAACGACUACGAAACGCCAGCCUUCGCCUCCGCCAUCUUUGGCUCCUACAGCAACGGCCAUGACGCUCCUGAUGCUAAAGCUAAGUCCAGUGCCAAAGCUGCGUACGGACCAGAUGACGUCUAUUUCCUGCACUCGUCUUCUAAGGAGAAGAGGAGAAGCCAAAGUGAGCUCUGAACCCAGACAAGUGUGGACCAGAACCAGCAUCAACAGUCUGACGGACACGUCUCAGUACCACGUGGAGCACCUGAGCACAUUUGUGUUGGACCGCAAAGACGGGAUGAUCACGGUGGAGGACGGCGUGCGGCGUCUGCGUCUGCUGGACGCCAAAGGGAAGAUCUGGACGCAGGAGAUGUUGCUGCAGGUGGACGAGAAGAGCGUCAGCCUGGUGGACCACGAGAGCAAGAGCGAGCUGGAGCACUUCCCCGUGAGCUCGGUGCAGCACUGCCAGGCCGUCAUGAGCGCGUGCAGCUACGACUCCAUCUUGGCGCUGGUGUGCAAGGACUCGGGUCAGACCAAGGCCGACCUGCACCUGUUCCAGUGCGACCACAUCAAGGCCAACCUGAUCCACGCCGACAUCGAGAGCGCCGUGGUGGACGCCAAAGGAGGCAAAGUGAAGAAACGACCCGACGUCCUCAGGAUGAUCCUGAAGAGCGACGGGGACAUCCCGCCGCCUCCCGCCGCUCCCGCCCCGGAACCUCCGGCCGACCAAGAGUUGUGGUCCGAUCGGCGGCGAGACGAUGAGCGAUGGCGAGCCGAUGACGACGAUGGACCUGCCCAAAUGACGGCUGCCGCUGUGGACCGAGACGUGCAAAUCCUCAACCACAUCCUGGACGACAUCGAGUUGUUCAUCACUAAACUGCAGAAAGCAGCGGAGGCCUUCAGUGAGCUGGCCAGGAGGAAGAAGGCCAAGAAGGGCAAGAAGAAAAGUCCGGGAGAGGGCGUCCUGACACUGCGCUCCAGACCUCCUGGCCAGGAGGACUUUGUGGACUGCCUGCAGAAGUUCAAGCAUGCCUUCAACCAGCUGGGAAAACUGAGAGUUCACAUCCAGAACCCGAGCGCUGAUGAGCUGCUUCACUUCCUGUUCACACCCCUCAGGAUGGUGAUCCAGGCGUCCGGCGGUGUGGAUCUGGCCCGCAGCGUUGUGGUUCCUCUCCUGACCAGAGAGGCCAUCGACUUCCUGCACGCCUCGGGGACAGCGGAGGAGCGCCACCUGUGGGUGACACUGGGAGACGGCUGGACCAAGUGCAGGUUGGAGUGGCCCAGGGACCACCUCUUCCCGCCCUGCACUCUCACCUUCGUGGACGGCUGGCAGCCGCCCGCCCUGGCGGAGGGCGGGGCCAACGGCGAACUACUGGAGGAGCUGGCUGCGGACAGGUACGCCUCAAUUAGCUCCGCCCACCAGCGCACACAGCUCCUGGACCGCUCGGCUGUGGCGGCGUUCCAUCAAGCCUUCGGGCGCCAUGCUGACGGAGGUUUAGGCCCCGCCGGGACGAACCAAAGCAAACUGUUUGCCAAAUCCAAGUACGACUUUGUGGGGAGAAACAACACGGAGCUGUCGGUUCUUAAGGAUGAGGUGGUGGAGGUCCUGGACGACAGGAAGCAGUGGUGGAAGGUGCGGAACGGCGACGGCUCGGUGGGCUACGUGCCAAACAACAUCGUGGAGGUGACCAAGGCGGUGGACGUGACGGGGCGGGGCGAGCCGGUCUACAGUCACACCAUCCAGCUCAUGAUGCCGAGGAAGGAGUUUGAGAUGUUCAAGCAAUUACUGGGCGAGCUUAACGAGAAGCAGACCACCAGGACGGACCACCGGCCCAGCAAGCCUGCCGCCACGCCCAUGCCCCCGGUCCCCACGCCGCCACCUCCGGCCCCCGCCGGGCUCCCCACACCCCCGCUCCCCCCUCCAGCCAUGGAGACCGCCAAGCCUGCCGCCGCCAGCACGACAUCCAGCGAGGCGGGGGGCGGGGCUGAGUCGGACAUCAAAAGCGUCCUUGCCAACCGAAGGAAGUCCAACAUGGAGGAGGUCCAGGACGAGCUCCUGCACAGACUCACGCUCGGCCGCAGCGCUCAGAAGAAGCUUCCCGUCCCCUUCCGCCGUGGCGGCGCCGAGCCUCCCGGGGUCAGCAUCACGUACGAGUCGUCGCCCGACGACGUGCGCGGCUGGCUGGAGGCCAAAGGCUUCAGUGCAGUUACCAUCACCAGCCUGGGCGUGCUGACGGGGGCGCAGCUCUUCUCCCUCAACAAGGACGAGCUGAAGACCGUCUGUCCCGACGACGGCGCUCGAGUCUACAGCCAGGUCACCGUGCAGAAGGCGGCGCUGGAGAGGAGUUCCGGCUCGGAGCUCCAGGAGAUCAUGAGGAGGCGGCAGGAGCUCCUGGCAGCCAGCACAUGUGACUCGGGGGUGGAGUCUUUUGAUGAAGGCAGCACCCACUGACCUCCACAUGACCUCCCUCCCUUCCUUCCUUCCUUCCUUCCUUCCUUCCUUCUCGCCUUCUUCUUGACUUUUCUGCUUUCAAACUGCAGCCUCUCGCGCUUCCUCCCCAGGCGGCGGCUGACCACGCCCACUUUGUGGAGGUCAUGCGGCGUCGGCAGGAGCUCCUCAGCGUGUCGCCAUAGAAACAAAGCAAGCUUCCUGCUCUCCAGAAUGUUCCGGCCUGAUGUGGAUGUUGUUAGCAUUAGCGUUAGCAUAGACCACAAAAAGCCACUUUAACUGCUGCUUUAUUCUGGACGCUAGCUAGUGGCUAUGUUAGCACGGGCAGAUGACCUCUGACCUCAGCGAUUGAUGAGAAAGACAGAAAUGACCACGGGAUUCCGUUCAUGAUAAAAGUGUUCAAAUACUGAAUUUCUACCGUUUUUACUGCGAGCCAAACUGCUGCUUCCUGAAGACGAGGUCAGAGGUCAAGCGGUGAAGGUGGCGGCCAUGUUAGAUAAUGAAGAGGAAAUAAAUGUACAUACGACUCGA
Molecule: messenger RNA, 4002 nt
Organism: Doryrhamphus excisus (bluestripe pipefish)
Lineage: Eukaryota; Metazoa; Chordata; Actinopteri; Syngnathiformes; Syngnathidae
Source: RefSeq, a predicted model, not a curated record